This is a messenger RNA of Cuscuta epithymum, 662 nucleotides long. The record is from the annotation of a GenBank genome assembly. NCBI's taxonomy places the organism in Eukaryota, Viridiplantae, Streptophyta, Magnoliopsida, Solanales, Convolvulaceae.
CGCAACCUCUUACCUUUUCACUUUUCAGCUCCCUCCUCUCCCUCAUCCAUUUUCAGAUCUGAUUUCUCUCACCUCUCCAUCUCCAUGCGGCAGAUUACGAAGACUCCCACAACAAGUAUUUUCCUCCAACUCCGGCCAUCGGCAGACGAUGGCAAUCCUUACAGAUGAAAAUAGAGCAGGGAUGAGAAUGAAGAGAUGGCCGGUGGUGAUCCUGGAAGGAGGCAGCGGCGAAGAUGGUGGUGGCAACAGCAGAGACCAACGGCGUCCGACGGCGUCUGACAACGGUGGAGACCGGUGGUGUCCAGUGAUGGCAGAUAUUGGUGGCAUCCGGCGGCGGAGUUCGGCGGCGGCGUCUGGUGGCGGCGUCUGGCGGCGGUUAGGGGCGGCUGUUGGCGGAUACUGGUGCACCCCUGGGUGUUGCCGGUGGCAAGUUGUAGUUGGGGAAGGGAAAACAAAGUUGUUGACUUGUUGUGUAAUUCAUUAAUUAGUUUAUUAUUCUUUGUUAUAAAUAAGUUGGAGUAUUCAUUAAGGGCAUUUUUGUCCCUUACUAUUAAUUUCCGUAUGACAAACUACAUGUUGGAUAGGACUCCUACUUUUGCAUAUUUAAUAUGUUUUACUCUUAAAACGGGAAUUCUCUCAAUAAAAUUACAAUGUUUGAUUAA